GCCAACCUCUCCUUUUUUUCAGCUUUUUGUUGGAUAGGAAUAGUAUAAGAGAGUUGUUGAGGCGCAGGUUUGCUGUGGAUAUGAUACUUUCUUUCUAAUAGGACGGGGCAUGCUUGCUUGCUUGAUUGAUUUCUGUGAAUUCAUAAGGUUCUUGCCUUCCUGACAAUGUUUCCUUUCCUUGCCUUUACCUCAAAGAGCUGGAAGUAAGCCAGACGGCAUGUUGUUAAUGAAAGUAGUGCGUUACCAACCAGCAUCAACUACAGCCGCACUUCCUUUACCUGCCCAUUACUCUAGUGGAAUACACAAAUGGAAUUCAUGUGUUCGGUCCUUUGGAGUGCCCCAUUUGGUGGAACUUUUCUAUUUUUCUUGUUUGUUUUUUAAAGGAUGUUCCUGAAGUGGAUUCAUCUGAAAACAGUUGCAGUUGCAUAGUUGCGGCCUAUACAUGGCUGAAACCAACCUGUUUAAACAGCAAAGAUAGGUGGAAAGCGUUUGCUCAUGAUCCUGGUUGAUGAUGCUGGUAGUGUUUUUCCUGCAAUCAACCAUUCACCAUGGAAUGGGUUGACACUCGCGGAUUUCGUUAUGCCCUUCUUCUUAUUUAUAGUUGGUGUUGCUCUUGGACUAGCAUACAAGAGAGUGCCAAAUAGAGUUGUUGCAACAAGAAAGGCUAUACUCCGGGCUCUGAAGUUGUGCCUUUUAGGCCUUGUUCUCCAAGGUGGUUACUUCCACGGUAUUCACAAUUUGACUUAUGGAGUGGACAUUGCAUAUAUUCGGUGGAUGGGUAUACUACAGAGAAUUGCAUUAGCCUAUUUAUUGGCGGCAGUAUCUGAGAUAUGGCUCAGAAGUGAUGAUGCAGUUGAUUCCGGAUAUUCCCUGCUGACAAGAUACCGCUUUCAGCUGUUGGUAGGCUUGGCUCUCACAAUCUUCUACACAAUCCUCUUGUAUGGUCUGUAUGUCCCUGAUUGGGAGUACCAGAUCCAGGGGGAGAGUUCUGCUCUAAAAACUUUUUCAGUUAAAUGUGGAGUUAGAGGUGAUACAGGACCUGGUUGCAAUGCUGUUGGCAUGAUUGAUCGCAAGAUUAUGGGCAUUCAACACUUGUACAGACGGCCGGUAUACGAACGGACGCAGGAGUGUAGCAUAAACUCCCCGGAAAAUGGUCCACUUCCACCUGAUGCUCCCUCAUGGUGUCAAGCCCCUUUUGAUCCUGAAGGACUCCUAAGUUCUGUGAUGGCUAUUGUUACUUGCCUGAUAGGGUUGCAGUUUGGUCACGUUAUUGUGCAUUUCAAGGACCAUUGGGAUAGAAUCUUUCACUGGCUGAUUUCUUCAUUCAGUCUGUUAGCUUUGGCCUUUGCACUUGAUUUUUUUGGAGUACAUAUGAAUAAGCCCCUAUACUCACUAAGCUACACCUGUGUGACUGCUGGUGUAGCUGGGCUUCUUUUUGCAGGAAUUUAUCUUCUGGUGGAUGUUUAUGGUUUCAGACGACCAACCUAUGUAAUGGAAUGGAUGGGAAUGCAUGCUCUUAGUAUAUAUAUCCUAAUAGCCUGCAAUAUAUUGCCAAUACUUAUCCAAGGUUUCUACUAUAAAGAUCCUCAAAACAAUCUUCUUGCAGCCAUUGGGAUUGCAUCUUAAGAAUUUGAAGUAGCAGGAACAUCCAGCUGAUGAUCACAAUUUAUCUACAGCCUUCAAUUUCAUGAGGAAUUGGGAUUCUUGGGAGGCUGGAGACCCUGUGCUUCAUUUUUGUACAUGCCCAGGGCAGUGGAAGUUUACGUUGCUUCUUUUGCUGCUUGUAUCUUAUGCAAGCUUGUAAUAGUUACUAUAAACCCAUGUAAAGAAUGGCACAUGCAGAUAGGAUGUGCCUAAAUGCAGCCCAUUUCCACUAUCUUCAUAUCUAUAAAAUAUCCACCUAGCAAUUUAAUGCACAUCUGUAAAAUAUCAGAAGCUCUUGGCUUCCCACUUAUGCCACCUAUGAAAUUAAUGCAUAUUCUCAA
Messenger RNA from Dioscorea cayenensis subsp. rotundata (Guinea yam), 1985 nucleotides. RefSeq names its product heparan-alpha-glucosaminide N-acetyltransferase. The transcript is spliced from 12 exons. NCBI's taxonomy places the organism in Eukaryota, Viridiplantae, Streptophyta, Magnoliopsida, Dioscoreales, Dioscoreaceae. Bases 496 to 1626 code for a protein of 376 amino acids. The record is from RefSeq and is a predicted model, not a curated record.